AUGCACUGCCAAGUUGCACGAGCUGUGUGGGGUACGUGCACACGCCGAAAGCACGUCGAAGAGCGAAAAGCACUGCCUCACGGGGACAAAAGCGACAAAAAUCACUCUCUUCCGUGCCAGAAGUUUUGUCCGUCAACUAAUUUUGUCGAUUUCGGGUGUGCGUUGGCUGCCAAGGUCGACGAAUUCGUCCACGUUCGAUGCACUGCCAAGUUGCACGAGCUGUGUGGGCGAAAAGCACUGCCUCACGGGGACAAAAGCGACAAAAUCACUCUCUUCCGUGCCAGUAGUUUUGUCGACUUCGGGUGUGCGUUGGCUGCCAAGGUCGACGAAUUCGUCGACGUUCGAUGCACUGCCAAGUUGCACGAGCUGUGUGGGGUACGUGCACACGCCGAAAGCACGUCGAAGAGCGAAAAGCACUGCCUCACGGGGACAAAAGCGACAAAUUACUCUCUUCCGUGCCAGAAGUUUUUCGACAUCGGGUGUUGCUGCCACUUCCGAUUGUUGCGGUGA
Aphanomyces astaci is the source of this 510-nucleotide messenger RNA. RefSeq lists its product as hypothetical. Lineage: Eukaryota; Oomycota; Saprolegniomycetes; Saprolegniales; Verrucalvaceae. The record is from RefSeq and is a predicted model, not a curated record. The coding region runs from base 1 to 510 and encodes 169 amino acids. The transcript has 2 exons.